AGCAACGUCAGCACAUGUGGCGGAAGUGGCGUCACUGGGAGCGGAGGGCAGCGCGGCGAGCCCGCAUGGAGGAUUCCGCGCCGGAGACGCAGCAGCUGCGCAGCCUGCGGGACUUUCUGCUGGUCUACAACCGGAUGACGGAGCUCUGCUUCCAGCGCUGCGUGGCCGACCUCAACUACCGCGCGCUGACCCGGGACGAGGAGGCCUGCCUGGACUGCUGCGCCGGGAAGCUGGUGCGCUCCAACCACCGCCUGAUGGCCGCCUACGUGCAGCUGAUGCCCUCCCUGGUCCAGCGCAGGAUCGCCGACUACGAGGCCGCCGGACGCGACCCCGCCGCCCUCCCGGGGCCCGACGCCUCCUGACCCGCCUCGCCCGCUGGGACGGAGCCCCGAAGGGCGCCCUUGCGGGGCCGCUGAACGCCGGGAAGCCCCGCGGGCGCGGGUCUCCUCCGAUGGACUCUGCUGACUCCCCCGAGCCCCCCCAGAGCCUUCCCGGCCUUGGGGAGCCAUGGCCUCUCCUGAGGAGGAGGAGGAAGCAGCGACUGCAACGACUGGAGCAGGGGGACACAUUUGGGUGGGUGAUGAGAGGAGCCCAGACAGGCCCCUUCCAUUAGAAAAACACAGGAGAGGUGAGCUGCUUCAGAGUGCCUUGGAGUCCUCCUGGGUCACAAGCGGAAUGCGGCCCUCCUUCUCACCGGGCACCCAGAGUGGGUCAGGAGGAGCUUUCAAUGACUGAGAAGUCUCCUGGCCAAGACCCUUGAAAGCCAUUGAAACCCAACCCUCAAGGUUCUUUGCGUCUGCUGACCCCCCCACACUUCCUCUUGCCAGAGGCUUAUUCACCCUUUCCCAAGCCGAGGUGGAGGCUAGAGCCUAAAACAGUCCUACCCAAAGGAUCCUGGCCCGGCCCUGGAGCGUCUGCUUGAAAGAGGACUCCGACAACCUAGAAUGGGCAGCGAUGGGAUUGGAUGGCCUAAAAGGCCCCUUGGGUGGUCUUGGUUCUUCAAAAUGGCCUCAGAAAUCCCCUAACCCGGGGUGCGUUUAGCUCCCUGUUACCUGUGCCUGUGUGGUUGCUCCAUUGUUAUGCUUAAGUGAGUUUUAAGCACACCUGGUCUGGGCUGGAUUCAGCCACAGCAUUUGGUUUUCCCCAGGCACGCUUGCUUCAAAUGCAACAGGGAGGGUCUGCGGAUUGGUGGCCUCAGGGGGGAAAUUGCCAGACAAGCUCCCAGAAUGUGAUGGCCAGAGGGCAGUGCUGCUGAAGGCCAGUUGUUGCGCUGCUGAGGAAUUGGCUGGACAGAAGAUGCCCAAGGGAUUAUUACUUUGAGGCUGGCGGCAGCGGGACCAAUACCCUUCUCCCUCACUUGCCAUGUGGAAUGAAAGGUAGGAAUAUCAAGUCACUGAAAGGCCCCAUUGCAGAGCCUUGCUGGGAGAGCUCCACGGUGGUCCCCGGGAUCCAGGGAGGCGAGAGGCUCCCUUCCCCUAGAUCUGUUCAAGCAAAGCAGGUAGUCUGGCCAGAUGUAGGGAGGAAUGCCCCUUAAUUUAACCAUGUUCAACCUCUGGGAACCCUCUGGACAAUGUGUUGAGCUGCAACUCUGUUCAAAGGAAGGGUAACUUCCUGGCUUCUGGUAACAGCAUAGUUUUUGGGGCAACGGUGGAAGAGUGGUUUGCCACUGCUUUUUUCUAGUCUGGUCUAAUGAUGAGGCCUGGAUUAACAAGACACAACUGGUUGGAUUGAGUUUUAUUACAUUUUAAAUUGAGUAAUGACCUCAUUUUCUAGAUAUAUAAUAUAAGGAGUUCCACAACAAUUAUGUAGUCUUGUUUUUUGGAUUGUAUUAAAUGAUGAAAGAAACGGA
Molecule: messenger RNA, 1849 nt
Organism: Crotalus tigris (Tiger rattlesnake)
Lineage: Eukaryota; Metazoa; Chordata; Lepidosauria; Squamata; Viperidae
Gene: TIMM10B
Product: translocase of inner mitochondrial membrane 10B
Exons: 3
Coding region: 15-362 (115 amino acids)
Cellular component (GO): mitochondrial intermembrane space chaperone complex
Source: RefSeq, a predicted model, not a curated record